GUCGCGGACGCGCGCCUGGGGAGGGGCUGCUGAGAUCUCGCGGCACUUGGCGUGGUAUAAAGACUGGCUCCGGGGGACCUUGUUCUUCCUCUCCGAGAGAACACCAAAUGGCGGAUGACGCCGGUGCUGCGGGAGGGCCCGGAGGGCCCGGGGGCCCUGGAAUGGGAGGCCGCGGCGGUUUCCGCGGUGGCUUCGGCAGCGGCAUCCGGGGCCGGGGCCGGGGCCGUGGUCGGGGCCGGGGCCGAGGCCGCGGAGCUCGCGGGGGCAAGGCCGAGGACAAGGAGUGGAUCCCCGUCACCAAGCUGGGCCGCCUGGUCAAGGACAUGAAGAUCAAGUCCCUGGAGGAGAUCUAUCUCUUCUCCCUGCCCAUCAAGGAGUCUGAGAUCAUCGACUUCUUCCUGGGAGCCUCCCUCAAGGACGAGGUCUUGAAGAUCAUGCCUGUGCAGAAGCAGACGCGUGCCGGCCAGCGGACCAGGUUCAAGGCAUUUGUCGCCAUCGGAGAUUACAAUGGACACGUCGGUUUGGGUGUCAAGUGCUCCAAGGAGGUAGCCACUGCCAUCCGCGGAGCCAUCAUUCUGGCGAAGCUUUCCAUUGUCCCUGUCCGGCGAGGCUACUGGGGGAACAAGAUCGGCAAGCCCCACACUGUCCCGUGCAAGGUGACUGGCCGCUGCGGCUCUGUGCUGGUGCGUCUCAUCCCCGCCCCCAGAGGCACUGGCAUUGUCUCGGCCCCUGUGCCCAAGAAACUGCUGAUGAUGGCUGGUAUUGACGACUGCUACACCUCGGCCAGGGGCUGCACUGCCACCCUCGGGAACUUUGCCAAGGCUACUUUCGAUGCCAUCUCCAAGACCUACAGCUAUCUCACCCCUGAUCUCUGGAAGGAGACUGUGUUCACCAAGUCUCCCUAUCAGGAGUUCACGGACCAUCUUGUGAAGACCCACACCAGAGUCUCUGUUCAGAGGACCCAGGCUCCAGCUGUGGCUACCACAUAGUUUUAUACAAGAAAAAUAAACUGAAGUAAAGCUUG
Molecule: messenger RNA, 1024 nt
Organism: Mustela erminea (ermine)
Lineage: Eukaryota; Metazoa; Chordata; Mammalia; Carnivora; Mustelidae
Gene: RPS2
Product: ribosomal protein S2
Exons: 8
Coding region: 108-989 (293 amino acids)
Biological process (GO): translation
Cellular component (GO): cytosolic small ribosomal subunit; ribosome
Molecular function (GO): RNA binding; structural constituent of ribosome
Source: RefSeq, a predicted model, not a curated record